CAGCCGCUGCUCGAGGGGCUGGGUGCUGGGUGCUCCGGGGUCGUCGCCGGCGCCAUGGACCGAGCCAGGGUGCUGGAGCAGCUGAUCCCUGAGCUCACCGGGCUCCUCAGCCUCCUGGACCAUGAGUACCUUAGUGACAGCACCCUGGAGAAGAAGAUGGCCGUGGCCUCCAUCCUGCAGAGCCUACAGCCCCUCCCAGCAAAGGAAGUCUCCUACCUGUAUGUGAAUACUGCAGACCUGCACUCGGGGCCCAGCUUUGUGGAGUCUCUCUUUGAAGAAUUUGACUGUGACCUGGGUGACCUUCGGGAUAUGUCAGAUGAUGGGGAACCCAGCAAAGGAGCCAGCCCUGAGCCAACCAAGAGCCCAUCUCUGAGAAGCGCAGCCGAAGUGCCCCCACCCCUGCCCAACAAGCCUCCACCUGAGGACUACUACGAAGAAGCCCUUCCCCUGAGCCCCGGCAAGUCCCCCGAAUACAUCAGCUCUCACAAUGGCUGCAGCCCAGCCCAGUCGAUUGUGGAUGGCUACUACGAGGACGCGGACAAGAGCUACCCCACAACGAGGAUGAAUGGAGAGCUGAAGAACUCCUACAAUGACUCUGACGCCAUGAGUAGCUCCUAUGAGUCCUACGAUGAGGAGGAGGAGGAAGAGAAGGGGCAGCAGCCCAGGCACCAGUGGCCCUCAGAGGAGGCCUCCAUGCACCUGGUGAGGGACUGCAGGAUAUGUGCCUUCCUGCUUCGGAAAAAGCGCUUCGGGCAGUGGGCCAAGCAGCUGACGGUCAUCAAGGAGGAGCAGCUACUGUGUUACAAAAGUUCCAAGGACCGACAGCCACAUCUGAGGCUGGCCCUAGAUGGUUGCACCGUUGUCUAUGUGCCCAAGGACAGCCGACACAAGCGGCACGAACUGCGCUUCUCCCAGGGGCCCACAGAGGUGCUGGUGCUGGCUCUGCAGAGCAAGGAGCAGGCUGAAGAAUGGCUGAAGGUUAUCCGAGAGGUCAGCCGGCCUAUUGGGGGAGCCGAGGGCUUGGAGGCCCCUAGAUCCCCAGUCUUCCUGUGCAAGCUGGAUCAGGACAAGAGAUUGUCCCAAGAGAAACAGAACUCAGACUCUGACAGCCUGGGUAUGAAUGACAGCAGUUCCACUCUCAGCCGCCGAGAAGCCUGUGAACAUGGCAAAGUGAAGAAGAACAGCCUGGCUGAACUGAAGGGCUCCAUGAGCAGAGCCGCAGGCCGCAAGAUCACACGCAUCAUCAGUUUCUCCAAAAAGAAGGCGCUGUCUGAGGGCCUGCAGACGUCCAGCGUGGAUGAGGUUCCCUGCUGUGGCUACCUCAAUGUGCUGGUAAACCAAGGCUGGAAGGAACGGUGGUGCCGCCUCAAGUGCAACACUCUCUAUUUCCACAAAGACCGCACAGACCUGCAUACCCACGUGAAUGCCAUUGCCCUCGGGGGCUGUGAGGUAGCCCCAGGUUUUGGACCCAGGCACCCAUUUGCCUUCCGGAUCUUGCGCAAUCGGCAGGAGGUGGCCAUCCUGGAGGCAAGCUGCUCAGAGGACAUGGGCCGCUGGCUCGGGCUGCUGCUGGUGGAAAUGGGUUCCAAAGUCACCCCGGAGGCACUGCACUACGACUAUGUGGACGUGGAGACCUUAACCAGCAUCGUCAGUGCUGGGCGCAACUCCUUCCUGUAUGCACAAUCCUGCCAGGACCAGUGGCCCGAGCCCCGUGUCUACGAUGAGGUUCCUUAUGAGAAGGUGCAGGAUGAGGAGCCUCAGCGGCCCAGUGGGGCUCAGGUGAAGCGCCACGCCUCCUCCUGCAGUGAGAAGUCCCAUCGUGCGGACCCACAGGUCAAAGUCAAGCGCCAUGCCUCCAGUGCCAACCAAUACAAAUACGGCAAGAACCGGGCAGAGGAGGACGCCCGUAGAUACCUGGUAGAAAAAGAGAGGCUGGAGAAAGAGAAGGAGAUGAUUCGGACAGAACUGAUGGCCUUGCGACAGGAGAAGAAGGCGCUGAAGGAAGCCAUUCGGAACAACCCAGGAGCAAAGAUGAAGGCUUUGGAGGAGGCUGUGGCCACUGUGGAAGCACAGUGUCGUGCGAAGGAAGAACAGAGGAUCGACCUGGAGCUGAAGCUGGUGGCUGUGAAGGAGCGCUUGCAACAGUCCCUGGCAGGGGGCCCGGCCCUGGGCCUGUCUGUGAGCAGCAAGAGUAAGAGCCAGCAGGAAACUACAAAUAAACCCCAAAGCAAUGUCCCAGAGCAAUCUCUCCCUGUCAACUGUGUUUCUGAGCUGAGAAAGAGGAGUCCAUCCAUUGUAACCUCCAACCAAGGAAGGGUGCUACAGAAGGCCAAGGAAUGGGAAAUGAAGAAGACCUAGAAAGGGUGAGAAUCCCAUCCUGAAGGAAUAUCAGCUUGUCCAUCUAAGAAGGAAAUGCUUUCUUCACAGAGACAUCAAGAAAAGACUGGGGCACCCAAAAGACCAGCUUGACUGCAUGAUUUUAGGGCUUGUGGGAAGGGAAAAGUGGAGGCAUCCUUCAGGCUUUUCAAAGUGUGGAGGUGGGAGUAGCAGGAGAUAGAAGUGUGCAGAGUUGUAAAGAUUAUGUUAGUAUCUUUGCCUUCUGAAGCAAUGAAAGCGCAUAAGUCAUUCCAUCCUUUCCUGGCAUCCCAAUCCCAGUCUCAGUCCUUAAGGCAAAGGAAGACAGUGUUGAAGCCCUGCUAGUGUCUGAUGAAAGAAAACACUGUCACCUGAUCACCCUCAGGCAAGCAUUCCUACUGGGCAUUACAGACAAUCUCAGGGCAUGAAUAAUGGGCUGGACAAUUAAUAUAUCCUUGCCUGCACAACAAUGAGCAAAAGCUAUUGAGAACAUAAAAAUUCCACAGUCGUUCUUCAUCUGUCUUAGAGCCAGGCAGACUAAAGCCACUAGAACCUUCCAGGUUUAAAUAUUCUAAAAUCAGAAUAUCUGAGAAUUCAGAGGGUAAAGACAGUUGAUCCGCUGGCACAUUUUAAACUCACAGUGGCAAAAGUAUGGAGUUCUCAUGCCAACACACUGUUGCAUGCACUAGAGGGUGGAGUCAUUUGCUGUCAGUCAAGUCCUUGCCUAUUUAAUGUGACUUUGAGGCUCCCGAGACUGUGGUUGGAGACUAAGUCUUUAGCCCAAGGAGUCUUCAUCUUGUACUAGAAGGCCCACAAACCUGUUUCCUUAUCUGCUGCAAAGUGAGAAUAUUAAGGAAAGCCAACAGGAUGGUGCCCCAGGGGUGCUAAGCCUUUUCCAAACACUUGAUUUUUCUAAACCUUACAUCCUAGGCACCCUCUUUCUAUGCCACUCAUAACUGUCUCAACACUGGGCUUUUGGGUCUGUUUUUUUAAUGUAUUCAUCUCCAAUAAAGAUGAAACUGUUCAGCUCUUAGAGGUCAGAGCAUAGCUGGCACUGUGUGUCUCAGAAUAAGCAGUGGAUGGUUUGCCAGCCUUGAAAUGUUGCCCACCUAAGGCUUACCAUACUUCAGCCUUACCGAAACCUUACCAGCCUUUGAAGUAGCUGGAGACCACAGCAGGAAAAUCACCCCACCAGUCACCUCCCUGGUAGGUCACCUCACUGGUAGGACAUGUACAUUAGGGCUCACUGCCCUGGGUCCCAGGUAGGGCUGUCUGCUGCUAACUGAAGGAUCAUCUCAGCAAAGUAGUUCAACCCCUCUGGUUCUCAUUGUGAGAACAGGCUAAGUGAUUGUAUACUCUUCCCAAGACUCCUGGUGGGUAUUUAAUGAGAUAAUUAAUGGGGAGCGUCUUCUAUGUUGUUUCAAGUUGAAAAUACCAAGUCACGGGUAGACUUUAAUAUCAAUAAGAUGAGAAAUGUCUGAUCCUUUGUUCUUUCUUUAAAAGAAAAAAAAUGAUUUAAAUAGUAACAGGUAUCAAAAGGCAUCUACUCCAAAGGGAAGGUUUUCAUUCCAAAUUCCACCUGUGUCUUCAGUGACAAAGAGCCCACAUUUGGGUUGCCAGUGCUUUUUAAAAAGAUGUAUAUUCUGCAAUGGUGCCCACCACUGUGUCUUAAGUAUCCAUUACAUCCUUUCUUGGGCAGUUAUUUUAGGGUUAAAUGCCUUUCCCACAAGUAGAUCUUAAACUCAAAGAAGGGUCCUGCAUCAGUAAUCAUCAUGAGGACAUACCACCUGCCAAGCACUAAGCCUUUGUCUCCUCAAGCCCAUUUUCAGAGCACAUCUAGUGCCCACCUUCUAGAAAAUGUUUCUCCUUAGCCAUUUUUGAAGAAGAGGUCCAGCAUUUUUCUCUUGUCUUUUAAAUAGUGUAUCCAGAAUCAAGCAAGAUGACUCAGAGGGUGUAAAGGAGCUUGCUGCCAAGUCUGAGGACCUGAGUUUGAUCCUCAGAACCCACAUGCUGAAAGGAAGGAGAGAACUAAUUCCCAUAAAUAGCCUCUGCCCUCCACUUUUUGGCACUCUUGCCCACCUGUACCUAAACACUGUGCAUGUGCGCACACACUCUAAAUAAAUGUUUAAAAAAAUUUUUUAA
Messenger RNA from Psammomys obesus (fat sand rat), 4497 nucleotides. It is a transcript of the gene Afap1l1, whose product is annotated as actin filament associated protein 1 like 1. The record is from RefSeq and is a predicted model, not a curated record. Gene Ontology annotation, molecular function: SH3 domain binding. Bases 55 to 2358 code for a protein of 767 amino acids. Gene Ontology annotation, cellular component: cytosol. The transcript has 19 exons. NCBI's taxonomy places the organism in Eukaryota, Metazoa, Chordata, Mammalia, Rodentia, Muridae.